GAGGGGCACCUCGGUCUGUUCGACAGACGACGGCGGGGCAUGCGCGGGUGAAGGGGGGCUGCCCCUCAACUGACUUCGCUCCGACGCGACGAUCGAAUCGAACGCUCAACCGUCAGUUAAAACCGUGCGUCCGACGGCAACCCACGCUCCAUUUAAAAACAUGGCGGUGUGGAGCAACGAAGCGACCACGCAGUUUAUAUCGCUGUACAAAUCGCACACGUGCUUAUGGAAAGUCAAGAGUUCCGAAUACAAGAAUCGGAAAACGAAAAAACGCGCCUACGAAGAUCUCGUCCGUUUUUGCAAGAGCAUCGGCUUCCACGAAGCCAGCGAAGAUACCGUCAGAAGAAAGAUCAAUUGCUUACGGGGAUGCUUUAGAAAGGAGCUCAGAAAGAUUGUGGCCAGUCUUAAAAAUGGUCAAAAAGAAGAGGAUGCGUAUAAACCAAACCUGUGGUAUUUUGAUCAAUUGAUGUUUACAAAAGACCAUGAUAUUGAAGAUAGCGGCACUUACGGUGAUGGUGAUGAUGAUGAUGACAACGACGACAACGAAGAUGAUACAAAUUCAAACGACUCAAUUUAUGAAAGAAAGCCCACUAUAGAAGUGUCUGUCCCUUACACAUCUAACACUGCAGCGUUUGGAUUUCAGUCCAGCCAAUAUGAUAAGAAUGUAAACAGCGGAUCACCUACUCGUAAUGGUGGUGAAAAUGAUAAUGAGAUUUCGAAAUAUGCGAGAGCGGACAAAGGGGUGAAGAGAAGACUUCAACAACCGGCUGGCUACAUUGGGGUUUGUUCCGGCGGUAUGACAUUAGCUGACAUCAGUGAGACGGAGGCCUUUGGCAUCAUGGUGGCCAGGAAACUGCAGAGGAUGGGGCGAGACCAGGCGCUGUAUGCGGAGACCAUCAUCAACACUGUGCUGAGGAAGGGAAUCACCAACAAAUUGACAGAAGAGACCGAUGUCUGCGACAACCAUUGCGAGAGAAACUUCCUCGGCUAAUGAUAAUAAUUUUUUAUUUUUUUUCUACUAAGUCUUAGUAGUUGUAAUAUUAAGAUGAUUGAGCUUUCGUUUCUGGCCAAUAAAACAUUUCAAUUCUACUAUU
Messenger RNA from Plutella xylostella (diamondback moth), 1094 nucleotides. RefSeq lists its product as uncharacterized. The record is from RefSeq and is a predicted model, not a curated record. Lineage: Eukaryota; Metazoa; Arthropoda; Insecta; Lepidoptera; Plutellidae.